Molecule: messenger RNA, 1263 nt
Organism: Moesziomyces aphidis
Lineage: Eukaryota; Fungi; Basidiomycota; Ustilaginomycetes; Ustilaginales; Ustilaginaceae
Source: the annotation of a GenBank genome assembly
AUGCUGUAUCUGGUCUUGCUGCUGCUGUACGUGUCCGGGGUGUUGUGCGAUGCGUUCACCGCUGUGCGCGGUACGUCGGGCGACAUCUCGCACCGCACCGUCGGCCGGACACCCACAGGCGCCUAUGCGCGCUCGCUCAACAUCACUUCGACCAGCCAGCUGUUUACGUGGUACUCGCAGACGCCCGCCAACGAGUCGGAUGCCGAAGCGGCGUUCAUCAUCGUGCACGGUGUGGAUCGCAAUGCCAACACCUACUUUCGCGUGCUCAACAAUGCCUGGUCGCACGCGCGCGACGAGGGGAUCGGUUCGGCUAGCAACAACUCGAUCCGUGUAGCACCGAUGUUCUUCAGCACAGUGCGCGAUCGACGCGCAUACAACACCUCGCACCUCGCUUGGGGCGAUUUCAACGCCUGGACGGCCGGAGAACCAAGCACCCACCCGAGGGGUAGUGGUGUAUCGUCGUUCAGCGUGCUCGAUGCAAUGGUGCGCAGAUUCAGCAACCGCCGGGCGUAUCCGAGGAUGAAGUGGAUCACCUUGGUGGCGCACGGUGGCGGCGCACAGAUGUUGCAGCGCUACGCCGUACUGGGCAUGCCCAACCCUGCCCCCGCCCGACUUAGCGUGCGAUACGUGAUUGGCGACCCAUCUUCGCAGCUCUACUUUACGCCCGAUCGACCCGUAGCGGUGGACACCACAUCCUGUCCCGCAUGGAACGACUACCGAUACGGCACGCGCAGGUAUUCGUCCGACUACGCCGCACUUAGCAACCGCAAUGCAGCCGACCUCUUCCGCACCUACGCAGCCCGGGAGGUGCGCUACGUUGUCGGGCUCAACGACACACGCACCGACGAGGGCGACCAGACCUGCAUGGCGCAUGCGGUCGGAGGCCCCAAACGACGCAAUCGAAACCUAGCCUACUGGAAGUACAUUAACCUUCUCGCCGGCACCGGUGCCGACCUGCGCAACUUUCCCGGCACAUUCCCCAUGCUCGAGGGCAAAGACCCGCAGCCCAAUGUGCCAGCAUCGACCUCGGGGGGUGCAAGGCGGUUCAGGGGCACGCAGCUGAGACACACACUGAGCGUGGUGGAGAAGGCGGGACACAGCGCAUCCAGGAUCUACGGCUCGGUGCAGGGCAGGAAUGCGCUGUUUGGCGAGCAGGCGAGUUCGGGCGGUGGCGAUGUGCCGGACCUGGCACAGGAGCUGGUCGGGUAUACGGCGGAUGCAAAGGGUGCGCGCAACGACGUGCCGGACGAAAGCGACGAGUAG